Molecule: messenger RNA, 146 nt
Organism: Plasmodium reichenowi
Lineage: Eukaryota; Apicomplexa; Aconoidasida; Haemosporida; Plasmodiidae
Product: elongation factor 1-alpha
Exons: 1
Biological process (GO): translational elongation; translation
Molecular function (GO): GTPase activity; GTP binding; translation elongation factor activity
Source: RefSeq, a predicted model, not a curated record
AUGGGUAAGGAAAAAACACAUAUUAACUUAGUUGUUAUUGGUCACGUCGAUAGUGGAAAAUCAACCACUACAGGUCACAUUAUUUACAAAUUAGGAGGUAUAGAUAGAAGAACUAUUGAAAAAUUUGAGAAAGAAUCUGCUGAAAU